Messenger RNA from Branchiostoma floridae (Florida lancelet), 2283 nucleotides. RefSeq lists its product as uncharacterized. The record is from RefSeq and is a predicted model, not a curated record. The coding region runs from base 810 to 1955 and encodes 381 amino acids. The transcript has 3 exons. Lineage: Eukaryota; Metazoa; Chordata; Leptocardii; Amphioxiformes; Branchiostomatidae.
UUAUUGUAGCGCUGUGAUUCUAUUUGUUUUUCUUCCCAGAUCUUCGUGGGCACAAGGCUAUUGUAGACACCAGUCGCACCGGCUGGACAGAUUACCGUUAUGGGGUGCACUAAAUCUACUCACGUAUCUUAAGCACUCCACUUUAAACGUUGCUAUGGUUACAAAGACUCCACAUUUGUGGAAGGAUUUCGUUCUGUUGGUACAGAGAGUAGGCGCCGUUUUUUAUCAGUGGUCUCAAAACAACUAGAGUCAACAUAGCUUCCACCGCACCUGGCCACACAACAUUUAUCCCCAUCAUGACACUCAAUAAUUACAGCCCACCAGACCACCUAUUUUGAUUCCACAAGAAAAUAGAGAUAUUGAUUCAUCGAAAAAAAUGUUUCAUAAAAGGGCUUGUGUGAUUCAAUAUGUAAUUUUUGAAUCAAGUUAUUCCCAGAUCUUGUUACACACAAUACUCAGAGUCAGAGUGCAGGACUUGGGCUCGCUUGAUUAGGUUAUCUCAAAAGCGAGUGGUACAAAAGAACCUCGUUGUUCGGCUAUGGGCUACACUAACCCUUCAUCAUCAACUACUCAGUACGCGACCCCAAGUAAUUACCUGGUUCCCAAAACAGCCCUUAACUACAUUAAGGAGGAGUGCUUUAACCAUGGAGACCACAGGAAACAGUAACAGUUUUUGUCAGAGUUAAAUGGGGAAUGGUGGAUAUUGAGGGCUGUGAAGUGGAUAUUUUCUGUGCAUCAGGAAAGCGUGUUGCUACAAGCAGGCUUGGUGCAUUCGGAAGUUGUAACGGUUUGAUCUUUUCUUAGUUACCAUGGCGACGAAGGUCCGGUUUUGGGACAAGCCAUCCUCCGUCAAGAAGAGGACAUCUACGUCACUUGGCAUCCUGACAAAGCGACCAAUCAGAAGAACAGACAGUGAGUCAUACCUUGACCAAUACAUCCGCACGUACUACAAGAGCAAACUUGAGAUCCCCUGUAGCGCGAUUUUAAGUGUUCGACAAAGCGUGGCCGAUGUUUUGGGGGCUUUGAGUCCACUUGUACAAGAAAACGAGUACAGCAUGACUGUAGGGGACUUCGUGUGUGUCGGAAGCGGAUACGACGGAAUGAAAAACGGCAUCCCCGACGAAUUCGACGUCGUCGUGCCUUUUCGACUCGGCCCGAAGUGUUCCGAGACCCGCCGACCGGCGACGGACUACGUGUGCGUGCGAUCUCGGAGAGGUUCGAAGAACGCGGGAAAGGACACAUGGUCGGGAUGUCGGACGGGGGAGGGAUACAUUUCACCCAUCAAAGUAACAAAGCGGCUACAGAAAAUAGUUCUAAAGGCGCUGGAAGAAACGGGACUGCCGAAUGUGAUCAUUCACCCAGAUUGUCGUAACGCGCUCGGGGGAGAGAGAGUCGGCGUUCGGCUGAGUACGGAAGACGGUGUGACAAUUCGUCUGCUUCCCGCCUUAGGCACAGUGGACCAGCUGGAACCGUUUCUGGUGGCCAUAUCGUACCGAGACGACCCGGACUACACUCUAUCCGACUACUACUGGAGAAGAUGCUACUGCGUAGAGGAAGGGAAAGUCGUCAGAUAUUUGUCACAAGCCGACGACGGCCGAAGGAUAAAAGUACUUCAAGUCAUGAAACACGCUUUCCGCAAAGACGCGAUGUUGCGCCACCUGUCGGAUUACGUCAUGAAGACAGUUCUGAUGCACAUGUUUGACCAGCACAUUGACGAAGACGACUGGCACGCCUACAGUUUCGCCGCGUGUUUCAUGGAGAUGCUACGGCUGCUGCACGGAUACAUGAAGAGACAGAACCUACCCCAUUUCUACAUGGAUGACGUCAACGUGCUGAGGGACGUGCCCGCGCCCAGACUAGCCAGCAUGACCGGCAAGGUGGAGAGCCUCCUAGCGAGCGAACAGGAAAGGACACGUUUGCUGAGAUCCCAGUUUCCUGUCACUAUGUCUCUUUAGACGUUGGGCAACAAGUGAAACUGAUAUAGAUAGACAGAUAGAUAGAUAAAUAUAUAGAUUGAUAGAUAGAUAGAGAGAGAGGGGAGACAGAGAGAGAGAGACAGAGAUGUAUUGUAGCAAUAGGACACGAUGGGAUAUGAAAUGUGCAAAUGCUACAGGACCGCUAAUAUGCGUCAGAAAUCACGACAUGUUCCUGUUUGCCUAACAAGAAAGGAAAUAUUAAUAGUUAUGUUAAGUUAUUUUUACACUUUUGUAUUAUAAAAGAUACAGAAAAUUUAUUUUGCACAUAUAUAGUUUGUACAGCACAAAUUAAGAAGUACAGAUUAAG